AUGGCAAGAGGAGAUGGCCUCGUUGCAGCACGCCACCUAGUACAUUAUGGCUACAAGCCAUCCGUCUACUACCCAAAGCAGGGCAAGAACGAAUUAUAUGAGCGCCUCAAAACCCAACUCACAAACCUCAAUGUCCCCUUUGUUCCCGACUUCACCGAAGCCCUCAAGUCCGCCGACCUGCUCGUCGAUGCAAUUUUCGGAUUCUCAUUCCAGAAGCCCCUCCGAGAACCAUUCCCGUCUAUCAUCAGUCAAAUGGAAGAGACUAGGUUACCGGUGCUCAGUGUUGAUGCCCCCAGUUCGUGGGAUAUCCAGGAAGGUCCGCCCAAGGAAGGGCCAGGUGCAAAGUUUAUGCCGGGAGCGUUGAUUAGUCUUACUGCUCCAAAGCCAUGCGUCAAAUGGUAUCGGGGCCAACAUUUUGUUGGUGGCAGGUUUUUGACCAGGUCGAUUGCGGAUAAAUAUAACAUUGAUGUCCCUGACUAUCCGGGUGUUGACCAAUUUAUUGAAGUUGGUGUUGAUGCUGAUGAGAAGCUUUGA
Molecule: messenger RNA, 534 nt
Organism: Talaromyces atroroseus
Lineage: Eukaryota; Fungi; Ascomycota; Eurotiomycetes; Eurotiales; Trichocomaceae
Product: NAD(P)H-hydrate epimerase
Exons: 3
Coding region: 1-534 (177 amino acids)
Cellular component (GO): mitochondrion
Molecular function (GO): NAD(P)HX epimerase activity
Source: RefSeq, a predicted model, not a curated record